UUAUUUAGGCACCACCACGACGACAACCACUACAACAGCUCUGGAUUGUGAUACUUGUGUGGUUACUACUCUUGUUGGUGUUGGUGGUGGUGGUGCUGCUACUCCUGUUGGUACUUGUGCUGCUGCUUGUCCUCUUGUUGAUGCUGUUGCUGUUGUUGGUGUUGUUGAUGGUCGUAUUUGUUCUAUUACUUCAACUGGAAAUUGUGCGGCUCCUGCGGGUGCUCAGACUGUUUGUAGCAACGGUGCUGGUUUUACUUGUUGUUGCGUGCCUCCAGCAGGUUAA
Molecule: messenger RNA, 283 nt
Organism: Rotaria sordida
Lineage: Eukaryota; Metazoa; Rotifera; Eurotatoria; Philodinida; Philodinidae
Source: the annotation of a GenBank genome assembly